This is a messenger RNA of Selaginella moellendorffii, 2049 nucleotides long. Its product is annotated as flavonoid 3'-monooxygenase-like. Lineage: Eukaryota; Viridiplantae; Streptophyta; Lycopodiopsida; Selaginellales; Selaginellaceae. The coding region runs from base 609 to 2033 and encodes 474 amino acids. The record is from RefSeq and is a predicted model, not a curated record. The transcript has 3 exons. Gene Ontology annotation, molecular function: oxidoreductase activity, acting on paired donors, with incorporation or reduction of molecular oxygen; monooxygenase activity; iron ion binding.
UAUUCGGGUUACAAACCAUUACCGUCCGUAUCACUAUGCUGCUCCAAGACGACUCCAGAUUUUGCAGAUCAGAUUUACUAUCAUUUUUCUAAGAGUCCUUACCUCUUUCUCUUCAGAUAAUAACCAAGCCGUGGUGAAGACCGAACGCUUAUCUUGGGCAAUGUUUCAAAGCCCGUUACUCGAUAUGCUCGUUGCUCCUGCUGUGAAUCCCGGGUUCGGGCAGUACAGGUCGAGCUUCCUCAACAAAUGAGUUUUCAUUUCAGGAAUUUGGAAGCUGAGCAGGCACUGCAUGGAAAAUAGCCUCGACCCAUUUCUCUACACUUUUCUCCCGAAGAUUAAGAGCUGGGGUCUCAGCUCCCCCCGGCCUUUGCACCGAUGAUGAUAGUGUGUAACGAGAAUGGAGGCGAACGGCAAGUUUUGGAGCUCUUCUUGGCCAUCUGGAAGAGGCAGCGGUGUCACAAAUCUCUAAGGUACCAGCUGCUUUAUUUUUCCAUGCACGUCUCCUGGAAUCUCGAGCAAGAGUAUCACGAUUCACAUCACGCUUGUCUUCAUUGGAACGCGAGUUCUCUAUAAUAGGGCAAGGCCUGUAGAUCCAGGCUAACGAAUCGAUGGACUUAGAUGCGGCCUUGCUCGUCUUCGGCAUCAGCUGCAUCGCACUACUACUUCUCAUCCGGAGAAUUCGAUCGCCACAACAGCGGCUCCCUCCAGGUCCGUUUUCCUUCCCCGUUUUUGGAGCGCUCUUCUCCCUCGAGGAGCCACUCCACCACCACUUUGCGAAGAUCAGCAAGAAGUAUGGGCCGAUUGUCUACCUCAAGAUCGGAAUGGCCCCGUUCGUGGUGGUGAACGACAACGAAAUGGCCGCAGAGGUUCUUAAGGCUCACGACCUCGAGUUUCCAAACUGGAACAAUCUCAUCAUGGCGCCCAUAGGUGAUAAGUGGAAGGCAAUGAGGAGGAUUUGCAGCACACAGCUGUUUAACACUACUAUGCUCAAGGCAAGUGCAGGAUUCCGGGAGUUGGAAAUGAAGCAUACAGUCAGAUCCCUUUUCCAGCAAUCUGGGACAGCGAUCAACCUGCAAGAGGUUUUCAGUAACCUCUUGUCAAAUUCAAUAUGCCUGGUUCUUUUUAGCGAGCGGGGACUGGAAGUGGUGGAUCUCAUCCGAAAAAGCUUGAACUUGAACAUUGGAACGCUGCUUCCGGCACUCGACUGGCUGGAUUUUCAUGGAGUCUACAAGAAACUAAACAACUUGCUCAUUCCUCGCCUGAAGCUCUUGCUGGAGGAUCAAAUCGACAAGCACCGACGCAGGAAAGAUGAAGCUGGGGACAGGUUCGUCCCUCAAGACUUCACCGACGUUCUUAUAUCUCUCGAGGACAAUGAUAAAUUGUCAGACAUCUCCAUUUUGGCACUGCUCUCGGACAUGGUUGUUGCGGGGCUGGAAACUUCACUAGUAACGCUCGAGUGGACAAUGGCGGAGCUCAUAAACCAUCCCCGAGUCACGUCCAAGGCUCAAGAUGAGAUCGACAGCGUUGUAGGGAGAGCUCGCACGGUGCAAGAGUCCGAUCUUCCAAACCUUCCAUACAUCGAAGCCAUUGUCAAGGAAUCACUGCGUCUCCACCCGGCGGCCCCACUGGGACUUCCUCACGUGAAUCCCAAGCCCGUCAAGCUGGGUGGCUACACCAUCCCUGGCGGCUGCAAGGUUCUCGUCAACAUAUGGGCCAUUGGACGUGAUCCCGCUCGCUGGUCCGACCCAGAAGCGUUCCAGCCGGAGCGCUUUGUCGGCUCUUCCAUCUCUCCCAACGGGCAGAACUUUGAUUUCCUUCCAUUCUCAUCGGGGAGGAGAGUUUGUGUUGGCUAUCCAAUCGCGAUGAGAUCCAUCCCAUUUUUCAUGGCUAGUUUGCUCCAGGCAUUCGAUUGGAGUCCUGCUAACCCGCGCGGGAUCGACAUGGAAGAGCGCUCGAGAAGUAUGACGAUGAAGCUCAAAGCCGACUUGCUUGUCAAUGCGUCCAUGAGGCUCAAAUGUCAAAAUAUAAUAUAAUUGAGCUUUGAAAAAA